AUGGGUCACUUACCUUGGACAUUUAUUAUUCGCUUCUUCGUUGUUACUUUUGGGGCUCAUAUCCAGUCGGAAAAGUACCCAAUUGUAAUAAUCCCAGGUGAUGGAGGGUGUCAGGCGUAUAGCAAGCUAAAAAACUCAACAUCACCUCCUUUUUUAGUAUGGAUAGACUUACGUUACUUUCUCGAACCGGGAAAACUAAACGAAUACUUCGGCUUAGUUUAUGAUCCAGUCACCAGAAAGUCUAGAGAUCCUGAUAGCGCAGACGUAUACUUCCCAGGUUGGGGUGAAACGUGGUCUAUUGAAAAUUUGGAUAGUUAUAGACAUAGCAGAACUGAAUAUUGUGGUCCGAUGAUUGAGUCAUUGCGUCGUGAUCCUUUCUUUGUAUCCAACUGGACUAUUCGCGGUGCACCCUUCGAUUUCCGUAAAGCUCCAAAUGAAAACGAGGGCUUUAAUAACAAACUUAUGCACCUGAUUGAGGAGACUUAUCAAAAUGGUGGAAACCGGUCUGUUGUUUUGCUUGGCCAUAGUUUGGGGGCUAAAUACGGGAUAUACUUCUUAAAGUCAAUGAAGAAAAGCUGGAAGAAUACAUACAUCAAAACCUUUGUCUCACUCAGUGCACCUCUUGGUGGUUCAGUAAAGGCUCUUAAAAUCGAAGCAAGUGGAGAUAACUUUGGUGUGUUUUUACGCAGUCCACUUAGUUUCCGCCCUGUUCAGCGCACGCUACCUUCUCUUGCUUUUCUCCUCCCGGAUUCUCGUUUGUGGUCACCAAAGGAACCUCUUAUUAUAACGCCAACAACAAACUAUUCUGCUCAUGACUACGAACGUUUCUUCCAUGAUGUCAAUUAUUCAAUCGGUUUCCAGAUGAUGUUGGACAGUAAAUCUAUAAUUGAUACAUUCGAAAAACCAAGUGAUAUUGAUGAAAUCUAUUGUAUUCAUGGAUCAAAUUUGAGUACCACUGACAAAAUGAUUUAUUCACCGCCCAACUUCUUUCAUAGUGGAUUUCCAGAUCAAGUGCCGACAUUGAUUCCUGGAAACGGUGAUGGUACUGUUAGUCUACGUAGUUUAGAAGUCUGUAAACGUUGGCCUGGUAUAAAAUAUUUCAUGUUACCUGGGGCUGAACAUGUAAAUAUUAUGGGAGAUCCACGUUUUAUUGAUAUUAUUCAUCGAAUUGUUGGUGCUAAUACAACUAAAACAUUAAACUGUUGUUAAUUAUUUUUUUCACUUUAUUAUUUACUUCACUGUAAUAAGAUUCUCAUUUCAUUCAAUUUCCAUAGAA
Messenger RNA from Schistosoma guineensis, 1276 nucleotides. Lineage: Eukaryota; Metazoa; Platyhelminthes; Trematoda; Strigeidida; Schistosomatidae. The record is from the annotation of a GenBank genome assembly.